CUUGGCUUCAAAAAGGGAUCUCACAUUCCACAUUCAUCAUCCGCUCUGUGUGUGUAUCAAUCGCAGAACGCUUUUAGGGUUUUAGAGAAAUACGAAAAGGGGUUUGAAAUCUGCAUUCUUUGCUCGAUUUCGAUUUGAUUUUUGUUGAUUAAGAAGAUGGCUUCAAGACAUGCUCUUCAAGAACAAAACAGAGCAUUGGGAGUGACGAAGCAGAAGAACAUGGCAGUCGCUCAGGUGGCCGGACAAAAUAAAAGCCGCCGUGCACUUGGUGAUAUUGGUAACCUGGUCACUCUCCGACCAUUAGAUGGCAAGCAACUUCCGGCACGUCCUGUUACCAGAAGCUUUUGUGCACAAUUACUUGCCAAUGCACAAAAAGAAGCAGCCGAAAACAAGAAGAAACCAUUGACACUAAAUGCUGCAGAGAACAAGAAGGUGGUGGUGCCACAGCCUAAGAAGAAAGCAACAGUCAAACCAAAACAAGAAGCCAUCCCACAAAACGUAGAAGUAAUUGAGAUCAGCCCUGAUACAGUGGAAGAACAGAAACCGAAAGCAUCGUCUGCACGAAAGAAGAAACCGCAGUCUUCACUCACAUCUACACUCACUGCCCGAAGCAAGGCUGCCUGUGGCCUUGACUACAAACCAGUACUAAGAAAUGUCGUUGAUAUUGACGCUCAAGACAUCGAUAAUGAGUUAGCAGCUGUCGAAUAUGUGGAAGAUAUUUACAAGUUCUACAAACUUGCAGAGAAAGAGAGCAUGGUGCAUGACUACAUGCCUUGCCAGCGCGAAAUCAAUGACAAAAUGAGGGCAAUUCUAAUUGACUGGCUGAUUGAGGUGCACAACAAGUUCGAGCUUUCUAAUGAAGCUUUGUAUCUUACGAUUAACAUAGUUGAUCGUUUCUUGGCUGCUGAACCGGUUGCUAGAAGAGAACUGCAGUGUGUUGGCAUGAGUGCAAUGCUCAUUGCCUCUAAAUAUGAAGAGAUUUGGGCACCUGAAGUGAAUGAUUUCAUUCAGAUUUCUGACCGGGCUUAUGAACAUCGACAUGUUUUAGUCAUGGAGAAACGAAUAUUGGGUCGACUUGAAUGGAACUUGACUCUCCCAACACCAUAUGUUUUCCUUACUAGAUUUAUUAAAGCUGCUGGACAACAAGAUAUCACAAUGGAAAACAUGGUGUACUUCUAUGCCGAGCUGGGGAUAAUGAAUUACGAGAUGAUCAGAUUUAGUCCAUCGAUGAUGGCUGCAGGAGCGGUGUAUGCAGCCCGUUCCACAUUACACAAGGUUCAAGUUUGGCAUGAUACUUUGGAAAUGCACACAGGGUAUAAGGAAGCACAAGUUUUGGAAUGUGCCAAGUUGAUGGUUCUGUUUCAUUCAAUUGCGAAGGAUGAUGAAAAGAGGAGGGUCAUUUACAAGAAGUAUUCAAAUGGCAUUCGAGGCGCUGUGGCAUUGUACCCGCCAGCCAAAGGUCUUUUGGCUCAGGCUGUCGGUCCAUCUUCAUAGUAGUAGAAUUUCGCGGGAAUGAGGAAAAGAUAUCAAACUAAUUGUUUGUUUGUUUUUGGAUACUUGAUUGAUUGUUAGAAGAAACAAACAUGAUAUUGUUUCUGGAUGCUAUUUUAACUCAGAUUUAAUAAAAAAGUAUGAAAACUGUUCUUACUCA
Erigeron canadensis is the source of this 1651-nucleotide messenger RNA. Its product is annotated as G2/mitotic-specific cyclin S13-7-like. The coding region runs from base 157 to 1494 and encodes 445 amino acids. NCBI's taxonomy places the organism in Eukaryota, Viridiplantae, Streptophyta, Magnoliopsida, Asterales, Asteraceae. Gene Ontology annotation, biological process: mitotic cell cycle phase transition; regulation of cyclin-dependent protein serine/threonine kinase activity. The record is from RefSeq and is a predicted model, not a curated record. The transcript has 5 exons. Gene Ontology annotation, cellular component: cytoplasm; centrosome; nucleus. Gene Ontology annotation, molecular function: cyclin-dependent protein serine/threonine kinase regulator activity.